AGAUACAAAAAGGGGCGAAUUAGGGAUUUAGGGUUUUCAGUUUUUAAUCAAUCUGUGUUUUCACAAAAGUAGCGGCGAAGCGAAUCCAAUAGCCGAGAAGAAUGGUUGGAGAAGCUUCGAGCAGCCGUCGGAAGAGGCAACGAGUUCCCUCCGUUGCUACUGAAGGAGGAGGAGAAGCUGAGAAUGGUGGUGGAGGAGGAGAUGUGACUCGAUCUGUGACUUUGUUCGAGCUAGAUCUCCUCGAUUGUCCCGUUUGUUGUCACGCACUCACCGCUCCUAUCUUUCAGUGUGACAAUGGACACAUAGCUUGUUCAUCUUGCUGUACUAAAAUGAGGAACCAAUGCCCUGUUUGCACCUUGCCAGUUGGGAACGUUCGAUCUAGAAUAAUGGAGAAGAUUGUUGAAGCAGCCAUUGUUCAAUGCCCAAAUGCCAAACAUGGUUGUACCGAGAAGUUUUCUUAUGUCAAAGAAUCAGACCAUGAAAAGAAAUGCAGUUUCGUUCUGUGCCACUGUCCUGCACCAAACUGCAACUACAGCGGUGUGUACAAGGAUCUCUAUGCUCACUACUAUGCUAAACACGACGACUCAUGGAAUCAGUUUAAGUGUGGCAGUUACACCAGCGCAUGGCUACUCUUAAGUGAUAAGGUUUUAGUCCUUCAGGAAUCUGGAGAUGGUCCCUUGGUUGUGGUUCAAUGUCUUAAGGAGCCACAAGGAGUGUACGUAACUGUGAAUUGUAUAGCACCUAAUGCUCCAGGAGUUGGGAAGUUCUCCUAUAUUCUCUCAUACUCGUAUGGACAUGAAACUAUUUUGAUUGAAAAGGGAGAGAUGGAUAGGAUUCAGAAAUUGAGCUUCCAAAUUCCUGAGAAGAGCUUCUUGUUGGUCCCUAACUAUUUCCAAGGUACGAGAGAUUAUCUGAAAAUGAAGAUCUGCAUCCGCCGGCUAAAAAAAGAUGAAGAAAAAGCUGAUGAAGAAGAAGAAGAAGAUGAUGAAGAAGAGUAAUAAUCAUCAUACCAUAGGUCGUUCUGUUCAUAACUUCUUCGUACCUUCUAAAUACAUUUCUGAUGUUUUCUACAGCAACUUUAUUUCGUCAUAUAUGCAAAUUUUCAUGACUCUUUGAAGCUAUGUGUAUGACAUUUUUACUGUUA
Capsella rubella is the source of this 1144-nucleotide messenger RNA. Its product is annotated as E3 ubiquitin-protein ligase SINA-like 2. The record is from RefSeq and is a predicted model, not a curated record. Gene Ontology annotation, molecular function: zinc ion binding. The coding region runs from base 102 to 998 and encodes 298 amino acids. Lineage: Eukaryota; Viridiplantae; Streptophyta; Magnoliopsida; Brassicales; Brassicaceae. The transcript has 2 exons.